AUGUCCACACUGUUCCCUUCGCUGCUGCCUCGCCUGACCGAACCGCUGUGGUUCAACCUGGACCGACCGUGCGUGGACGAGACCGAACUGCAGCAGCAGGAACAGCAGCACCAGGCCUGGCUCCAGAGCAUCGCCGAGAAGGACAACAACCUGGUGCCCAUUGGGAAGCCGGCCUCAGAGCACUACGAUGAGGAGGAGGAAGAGGACGACGAGGACGAUGAAGACAGCGAAGAGGAUUCUGAGGACGAUGAAGACAUGCAGGAUAUGGAUGAGAUGAACGAUUACAACGAGUCUCCUGAUGAUGGGGAGAUCAAUGAGGUGGAUAUGGAAGGGGCAGAGCAGGACCAGGACCAGUGGAUGAUCUGA
Messenger RNA from Meleagris gallopavo (turkey), 366 nucleotides. It is a transcript of the gene ANAPC15, whose product is annotated as anaphase promoting complex subunit 15. Gene Ontology annotation, biological process: regulation of mitotic cell cycle spindle assembly checkpoint. NCBI's taxonomy places the organism in Eukaryota, Metazoa, Chordata, Aves, Galliformes, Phasianidae. Gene Ontology annotation, cellular component: anaphase-promoting complex. The record is from RefSeq and is marked validated.